GAAUUGUCACCAAGGGGUCUUCCCCUAAAUACAACUACUACGUCAAAUCCUACCAGGUUCAGUUCAGCAGAGAUGGCAAGAACUGGAAGAUCUACAAAUCCAGCAGCACCAAAGAGGAAAAGAUCUUCGAAGGCAACAGUGACAACUACCAGGAAGUCUCCAAUGCCUUUAUCCCACCCAUCCUGGCCCGUUACCUUCGCGUGGUACCCCAGAGCUGGAACCAGAGAGCCGCUCUGAAGGUAGAGGUGCUGGGAUGCCAAGCCCUUCGCCAGAAAUACAUGGAGACAGAAGGCCAGGAUAACCCAAAAGUGUUCCUUGGUGUGACCAGCACCCCAACCGCUUUCACAACGAUCCCAGGAAUAGUGAUCAAUCCGGAUAAAACAGGUAAGGCUUCUUGUUGUUCAUAAUGCCAAGGAACAUUUAGCCAAACAUUCAGGUAGCAAAGGGUAGGAAAGAAUUAACUGUUUGCAAAAAAAAACCCAAACAAACUAGAGAUAAU
Thamnophis sirtalis is the source of this 499-nucleotide messenger RNA. The record is from RefSeq and is a predicted model, not a curated record. Lineage: Eukaryota; Metazoa; Chordata; Lepidosauria; Squamata; Natricidae.